Penicillium soppii is the source of this 216-nucleotide messenger RNA. RefSeq lists its product as uncharacterized. The transcript has a single exon. The record is from RefSeq and is a predicted model, not a curated record. The coding region runs from base 1 to 216 and encodes 71 amino acids. Lineage: Eukaryota; Fungi; Ascomycota; Eurotiomycetes; Eurotiales; Aspergillaceae.
AUGUUGGCGGUUGCUUUACUUGCUGCCCAACAAUUUCCAUGUUUUUCGGAUCAAUCUCAGGGGGCUCUGAAAGCGGUUCUGGAAGCCCAUCCUCUGGUCUCGUCCAUUACCAACAUUAGUGCUGCACCCGCAGCCGAGAUUGAAACGUCCACUCACCCCACUGUCACAGUCACCACCGCUGCCGGUCAGUUACUGGAAGCUGGCAAGGCUGAUUGA